Messenger RNA from Saccostrea cuccullata (small rock oyster), 1782 nucleotides. RefSeq lists its product as uncharacterized. Lineage: Eukaryota; Metazoa; Mollusca; Bivalvia; Ostreida; Ostreidae. Bases 220 to 1104 code for a protein of 294 amino acids. The transcript is spliced from 2 exons. The record is from RefSeq and is a predicted model, not a curated record.
UUAACAAAGUUGGAGAGGUUCUAAAAAUAUUCUCCUUCGUAAAACGUCGUUAAAUUUCAGUUUGUGAAGAAAUUCAAAGCGGUGUUCUUUUCUGAGCCAAUAUUUACAAUUUGGGAGAAAAAGAGAUUUACAAAACAUUUUGUUUGAUUUUGCCAUGUGUGAUUAACUCUCAAAAUGAAACUUUGGAUAAAGUUAUCGGGUCUACUGAAUUAAAUCAGAAUGUCCGAAGGGAAAACAACAACAGAAUUUGAUUACGGAAACGGGUAUAUUAACGUUUUUAUUCCUCGUGCUGAUGGAACGAUUGUUGAUCCGAGAAAAUUUCCUCCGCCUUCACCAGUUUUCACUCUUGAACAUAUUUACAAAUUCAGUGAAGAUGUGAAGAGAGACAGACAUUUGUUUUUAGACAGGAAACCAUAUUUUCAUGGCUUCUUUGGUGAAAGUCUAGAGCAACUGAGAGAUGAUGUUUCUAGAGGUGGAGACUCCAACCAGAACAGUAUAGAAAGGGAUAAUAAUGCAAAUGUCAAUGUGGUUAAACUUUCUAUCGAUGCAUCAACCAAAGCGAUCCCUAGAAUACGCGAUAAACGCUUUAAUGAACGUCUAAGUGCAUACGUUCGGAAGAAUGCAGCAGUAGAGAAAGCAGAAACAACAGAUCACAGUGUAAAAGAAUCCAAAACAUUAGCUGAGAAAGCCAACAACAUUUUGCAAAAGUCGCCAACACAGAAUUUAACACCAAGAAGACCUAAGAUUCGGCGCGGACUAACUUUCCAUACUGUGUCGCCCACAAAAAUGAGUACGGUACAGUUACCUAGACUUAACGCCUCAACUCCAUCUUUCUCAAAACAAAACACGAUGUUGACUUUGAAUACGGAAAGAACCAUGUGGUUUCCAGAUUAUGUGAUAGAGAAAACGUACAAUAAAUUUGGUUUGGGCAGGCCUCCCAUCCGACCGUCUUCCAAACCGAGCAAGAUAUGGCGACAAUCAACAGCACUUUUGCAAAGAGACAAGAUAUCGGUUAUGAAUAGGGCUAGGUCAGUUGAAGUAUACAGAACAAACAAACAAACCAGCAAUAUUAACAAUAUUCAACGAGAGCAAACAACCGCUUAAACAAAAGCAGGUUUUAAAUUAUGCUAAUAUAUAUUUCAAAUUUACUUUAUGCUGGAAUAUUCAGUUUAACUCUUGUUUGAACUUAUUUCGUGCAUUCGAAAAAUUCUUCCGAAAUAAGAACUGUCUGCAAAAUUAUCUAUUUUGAUAACCCGUCAACCUAAAGAGGAAAUGAAAGAUGAAAAAAACCUGAUCGUCUGAUAGAACUUGAACAUGGAAUAAACAUGUGGUGGUCCAUUGAGUGGAAGUACUAGUGUAUUUUCAUAGAGCGGUUUUGACAAUCCAAACAUCAAAAGAUUUUAACUCUGCUUGACAAAUAACUGAUUACGCGGGGGUUAUGUUAUCAAUUCAAACGAUUUAUAAACGUCUCGUUUCAAUGGAUUCUCUUCGGUGGCCCAUAAUUUAUAUUUCCAGAAUAACACAAUGUCAAGUGUCUAUAGACUACUUUCUGUUGGGAAAUUAGGUUCUUUGUGACAAUACGCUCUUGAAACCGACGAUUAAUGCGACAAAGCGCUGGGGAUAUGCUUAUCAAAUAAAUUGGCAAUAAAAUAUAGUUUUCAUAUAAAACUCACAAUGCCUUUAUUUUAUUGUUUUGUUUAAUGGAUUUUUGAGCUUGAAUACUGUUCGUUAUCUCCAUAUAUUUGACUUUAGGUGAAAUUCGAAGAAAACUACAUGUAUAAU